GCACCUCCUCGAAACGAAGAAGAAGAAGAAGAAGAAGAAGAAGAAGAAGAAGGAGGAAAUAAAUUGACUAUUAACAGCUUUUGCGCGUCCAUUGUCAUUUCGCGUGGUACGAGAUCUCUUCGCGUCCGGCUCCUUUCUUCUUCCUCGAUCUCUUCAGGGUCCGCCGGAGCUCUGUUCAUCGGCCGGCAGAGAGGUUAGCUUCCACUUGGGUCGUUGGUUCCGAAUCUUUAAUACCAUACAACACUUUAAUCCGGUGCAAACAUCGAGAUGGUGAGGUGGGGUCCAAGGGCCUCGUGGGGACGAAGGGAUGGCAAGUAACUAUCAGUCACGCGGACAUGGCCAGCAUCGGCGGACGCGGACCUCGACCAUGUCUUGCUUUGGUUUCUUGCCCAAGCCGACUAACGGUUCUUCUCCAUCUUCUUCGAGAAGGUUUUCGAGCGGCGGGCAUGGAGUGCAGGCGCCUGGAGGUGACGGUGAUGUCCGCCGAGGACCUCAAGGACGCCAACGUCUUCGGCAAGAUGGACCCCUACGUCGCCGUCUCCUUCUCCGGCGUCGCCAACAAGCGCCAGAAGAGCAAGCAGUGCACCCCCGUGCACAAGGACGGCGGCACCAGCCCCCGCUGGGGCCACUCGCUCUCCUUUACUGUCGACGAGGCCGCCGCCCGCGCGGGCCGCCUGAAGCUCAAGUUCAAGAUCAAGGCCGAGAAGACCCUCGGCAGCGAUAAGGAGGUCGGCAGGGUCAAGGUGACGGUGAAGGAGCUCCUCGAGCAGGACGGGAAGCCCAAGGUCACGAGCUACAGCCUGAGGCUGCCGUCCGGGAAGACGAAGGGGGUCCUGGAGUUUGCCUACAAGUUUGGCGAGCGGUUCACCGUGGCGGCGCCGCCCCCGCCGGUCGUGGCUUAUCCGCCCACCUCGAGCUCGGCCGCAGGGUACCCGCCGCCGCCAAUGCACUGGGCGGGGCCCUACCCUCCGCCGGCGGGAUACGGAUAUCCACCGCAGGGGUAUCCGCCGAAUGCCGCGCCCGGGUACGGCUACCCGCCCCAGGGAUACGCGCCUCCGCCGCCGGGGUACGUGUAUCCCCCGGCGGUAUACGGUUACCCACCGGCCGCGUACCGGCAGAAGCCUCCCAAGAAGAGCGAGGGGAACUCCUGGCUGGGGCUGGGGUGCGGGCUGCUUCCCCGGCUUGUGAUCGGAGACAUAAUAUCGGACGCGUCGGAGGCCGCCACGUACGACGCUGGGCUCGAUGAUUCUCUCGUGUGAAAUUGCUUCUUUGCUUCCUCGGUCAAUGUUCGAUCAGCUUUCGAAAUAAAGAGGAUGUGCCCUAGAUGAAAAAUGGCGG
Molecule: messenger RNA, 1338 nt
Organism: Eucalyptus grandis
Lineage: Eukaryota; Viridiplantae; Streptophyta; Magnoliopsida; Myrtales; Myrtaceae
Product: protein SRC2-like
Exons: 1
Coding region: 336-1259 (307 amino acids)
Biological process (GO): defense response
Source: RefSeq, a predicted model, not a curated record